Messenger RNA from Cicer arietinum (chickpea), 2776 nucleotides. Its product is annotated as potassium transporter 10-like. Gene Ontology annotation, cellular component: membrane. The record is from RefSeq and is a predicted model, not a curated record. Lineage: Eukaryota; Viridiplantae; Streptophyta; Magnoliopsida; Fabales; Fabaceae. Gene Ontology annotation, molecular function: potassium ion transmembrane transporter activity. Gene Ontology annotation, biological process: potassium ion transmembrane transport.
AGAUAUCAUUUUGUCAAGUAAUUCCGUUACCUACUUGGUAUUCUCUUCUUCAAAUAACCGAACUAAAACAUGGUUAUGUUCUAUAUUCAUCAUUAUCAUUGAAUUCCUAUUAUUAUGAAUCCAACAUGGGAAUUUUAGUUGUGUGACUGACAACAAAUUACUUCUUUUUUGUGACAAGUACCAGGUUGUGUGAUAGGGAAGGAUUACACUGAGGAUAAGGUGUAUUAGACAGAACUUAGUAAUUGGAAGUUAUUGAACCAAGUUGUAAAUGGCUUCACCAUUGGAGAUUGAUGAAGAGAAUGAUAACAAAGGUAGUAUGUGGGAUUUGGAACAGAAACUUGACCAGCCAAUGGAUGAAGAAGCAGGAAGGCUCAGAAAUAUGUACAGAGAAAAAAAAAUUUCUGCAUUGUUGCUUAUACGGCUGGCGUAUCAGAGUCUUGGUGUAGUUUAUGGAGAUUUGGGAACUUCUCCUUUGUAUGUUUUCUACAACACAUUUCCUCAUGGAGUUAAUGAUCCAGAGGAUGUAAUUGGAGCUCUUUCUUUGAUCAUAUACUCUCUUACUCUUGUGCCUCUCCUCAAAUAUGUUUUUAUUGUAUUAAGAGCAAAUGACAAUGGUCAAGGUGGAACACUAGCUCUUUAUUCCUUGCUCUGCCGUCACGCGAAUAUAAAAAUUAUUCCGAACCAGCAUCGUACCGAUGAAGAGUUGACAACGUAUAGCCGAACUACCUUUCAGGAAAAGUCAUUUGCUGCAAAAACUCAAAGAUGGUUAGAGGAACAAUCAUUUAUCAAAAGUACCAUUCUUAUUCUUGUACUUGUUGGUACCUGCAUGGUGAUUGGAGAUGGUAUUCUUACCCCAGCUAUAUCUGUUUUAUCUGCUGCUGGUGGCAUCAAGGUAAAUCGCCCUGAAAUCGAUAACCGAGUAGUUGUGGUUGUUGCUGUUGUAAUAUUAAUUGGACUAUUCAGCAUGCAACAUUAUGGUACAGAUAGAGUUGGUUGGCUUUUUGCUCCAGUUGUUCUGCUUUGGUUUCUCUUAAUUGGAGGUAUAGGUAUAUUCAAUCUCUGGAGAUUUGGUGGCAAUGUCCUAAGAGCCUUUUCGCCUUUCUACGUGUAUCGCUAUUUUCAAAAGGGAAAAAAAAAUAGUUGGCUUUCCCUUGGUGGCAUCUUACUCAGCAUAACAGGGACUGAGGCUCUUUUCGCAGACUUGGCCAAUUUUCCUGUCUCAUCUGUACAAAUUGCAUUUACACUUCUUGUGUUUCCUUGCCUUCUUUUAGCAUAUUCUGGUCAAGCUGCUUAUUUAGUGCAAAACUUGCAUCAUUCUCAAGAUGUUUUUUAUCGUUCUAUUCCAGACAAAAUAUACUGGCCAGUAUUUGUUAUUGCAACACUAGCAGCAAUAGUAGCAAGCCAGGCAACAAUAACUGCAACCUUUUCAAUCAUUAAGCAAGCACUUGCUCAUGGAUGUUUCCCAAGAGUCAAAGUUGUGCAUACAUCAAAGAAGUUCCUUGGCCAAAUAUAUAUUCCAGAUAUCAAUUGGAUCCUUAUGGUUCUUUGCAUUGCUUGUACUGCUGGAUUUAAAAAUCAAAGCCAAAUUGGAAAUGCAUAUGGCACUGCAGUUGUGUUAGUCAUGCUGGUUACAACACUGCUCAUGAUUUUGGUCAUGAUAUUAGUUUGGCACUGCCAUUGGAUUCUUGUUGUCGUCUUCACCGGCUUAUCAUUGAUCAUCGAAUGCACGUACUUUUCUGCCGUACUCUUCAAAGUUGAUCAAGGUGGUUGGGCUCCCCUAGCAGUUGCCGGAGUAUUUCUGAUUGUUAUGUAUGUUUGGCAUUAUGGUUCGGUGAAGCGCUACGAGUUUGAAUUGCAUAGCAAAGUUUCAAUGGCAUGGAUUCUCGGGCUCGGUCCUAGUUUAGGACUAGUCCGCGUCCCAGGAAUCGGACUAGUCUACACCGAGCUCGCAAGUGGAGUUCCCCACAUAUUUUCUCAUUUCAUUACAAACCUACCUGCCAUCCAUUCCGUUGUUGUUUUUGUCUGUGUGAAAUAUCUUCCUGUCUACACCGUCACAGACGAAGAGCUGUUCCUUGUUAAGCGUAUAGGACCGAAGAAUUUCCACAUGUUUCGGUGUGUGGCGCGGUAUGGAUACAAAGACCUGCAUAAAAAAGACGAUGAUUUCGAGAAGAAGCUCUUUCACAACCUUUUCAUGUUUGUUAGGCUUGAGUCCAUGAUGGAAGGAUGUUCGGAUUCGGAAUACAGUUUAUGCGAACAACAAACCGUGCAAUCAAGAGAUGCCAUGUUUAAUAACAAUGGAAACACAGGUUCAUUGAGUAUUGUUGAUUUAUCAAUUUCAUCAGUGGAUUCAAUAGUUCCUGCUAAAUCACCAUUACAAGUGAAUGUUACUUUUCAAUCAUCUAGUCAGUGUACUGAAGUUGAUGAACUUGAAUUCUUAAACAACUGUAGAGAAGCUGGUGUUGUUCACAUUCUUGGAAACACAGUUGUGAGGGCUAGUAGAGAUUCAAGAUUCUACAAGAAAAUAGCUGUUGAUUAUAUAUAUGCAUUUCUUAGGAAGAUAUGCAGGUAGGGAAAAUAGUGUGAUAUUUAAUGUUCCUCAUGAGAGUCUCUUAAAUGUUGGUCAAGUUUUCUAUGUAUAGUUCAUUUUCCUUUCUUUACUUUGGAUAAAUAUCAAUGAGUUUUUUUUUUUUUUUCACAUGUGAUUACCAUUUUGUGCAGAAUUGCAGUCUCUUAAAUGUUGUUCAGAUUUUAUAUGUAGAGGAUUUGUAUCAUAUAA